Messenger RNA from Aspergillus japonicus CBS 114.51, 912 nucleotides. Its product is annotated as tropomyosin. The record is from RefSeq and is a predicted model, not a curated record. The transcript has 3 exons. Gene Ontology annotation, cellular component: actomyosin contractile ring; actin filament. Gene Ontology annotation, molecular function: actin filament binding. The coding region runs from base 123 to 608 and encodes 161 amino acids. Gene Ontology annotation, biological process: actin filament organization; mitotic cytokinesis. NCBI's taxonomy places the organism in Eukaryota, Fungi, Ascomycota, Eurotiomycetes, Eurotiales, Aspergillaceae.
GCAUCAAUCACAUCUCUGUCCUCUUUCCCUGGUUUCUCGCUGAGCGAAAGCCCGUUGUUGCUGUUACAUCCUACUCUCUUCCACUCCGUACAUAUUUCCUCGUUGCAAAUAACUUACUCAAAAUGGAUAAGAUUAAGGAGAGAAUGAACAACCUCCGCCUGGAGGCCGAGGAGGCUCAAGAGAAGGUUGAAGAACUCAAGACCAAGGUGAAGACGUUGGAGCAGGAGAACCUGGCCAAGGAGCAGGAAAUUACAUCCCUCAACCACCGGAACCAGCUUCUGGAGGGUGAGGUGGAGAAGCUUGAGACUGCCCUGAAGGAGGCCAAGGAUGCUGCCAACCAAGGUGCUCAGCACGAUACCCAGAACGAAGCUCUCCAGAGACGUCUCCAGCUUCUGGAAGAGGAGGCUGAGGAUGCCGACAAGAACCUGCGCGAGACGAACGAGAAGCUCCGCCAAACCGACGUCAAGGCUGGUCACUACGAGCGCAAGGUGCAGGCUCUCGAAGCGUCUCGCGACCAAUGGGAGAGCAAGUAUGAGGAGAUGGCUAAGAAGUACGCCGAGCUGCAGAAGGAUCUCCACGAGCUCGAGGUCUCCAUUAGCAAUGUCUAAAGGCCAGGGUGGCGCGGAUUACCGGCAACAGGGGGCCCCAGCUUUUUUUUCCCCCACAUAUACUAUCCUUUUAGCUUUCUAUCCCUGCACACCACAACCUGAUUUCUUUCGUUCCUGUCGGCAGAAGCGGCUUUGGCAGUCUCUGUCCGUCUUGUCAUCUAGCUGGCUUUGUUAUCGUUCCCAUCAACCGGUUUUCCGCUCGUCCUCGCAACCUUGUCUAUUCUUCCACUCGACGUCAAACAUUUUCAUCGUUGCCAGAAGGUACAUAGAAUAUAUUUAAUAGGAGUGCCCAUGUGCAUUGUCA